AUGACUGUGGCCAGGCGGCUUUACUUGCAGGUGAGACAGACGGACAAAGAACUGAGUUCUGGGAAUUGGUACCCAGGCUACGAUGCGAAUAGCAACAACUGCUCCCUGAAGUCCACUCUAAUUAGGAGAUGUCAGGGGACAAAUAGGACCAGGGGUAGAGGCCUGAUCCAAGAACAGCAGCUGGCGCGAUCUAUCCUAGGCAACCCGGCUUAA
Molecule: messenger RNA, 213 nt
Organism: Fusarium venenatum
Lineage: Eukaryota; Fungi; Ascomycota; Sordariomycetes; Hypocreales; Nectriaceae
Source: RefSeq, a predicted model, not a curated record